This is a messenger RNA of Mya arenaria, 1396 nucleotides long. RefSeq lists its product as uncharacterized. The transcript has 2 exons. The record is from RefSeq and is a predicted model, not a curated record. NCBI's taxonomy places the organism in Eukaryota, Metazoa, Mollusca, Bivalvia, Myida, Myidae. The coding region runs from base 107 to 898 and encodes 263 amino acids.
CAUAUAGCAACAUUCAAGUGCGUCAAUUAUGCUUUGAUGAUCAAGCCUGUGGAAGUAAAACAACAGAGUAGGUGACGAACACAUACGGGACAGAUACUGUAAUACAAUGGUGAUCAUUUUUAUAGUGUGUUUUCUAGGGCUAUGUUUUGCGCAAAAUCCUUCAAGGAGUCAAGGGACGGAGCCUUCGUGCUACAUAAAAAACAGGUUCGAGUACGAGUUUGGGGUGCUGGAAAAGCUAGAAAACCUACAGAGGGACAAAAACGAACUGGUUGCUAAUGUAACAGCUCUUACAGCUCUCGUUGAGACGCUCACCAGAAAGAUUAAAGGACAGUGUAUUGCACACUUUACAGGACUCAAUGACCCCGGUGGUAACACUUACAUCCGCUGGGGAAAAAAGUCGUGCCCAACCAAUACAGCCGCUGAACUCGUCUAUGAGGGGUUUGCAGGUGGAGCACCGUAUGAUAAGCCUGGCAAUGGUGCCAACUACAUAUGUCUACCAAAGGACCCACAGUGGGGUACAGAUACGUCAUCAAGUAAUAUAGGCUACGUACAUGGCGCCGAGUAUCAAAUGGAAGGAAUGUUGAAAGACCAGGACGUUCCUUGCGCAGUAUGCAGGACGCCAAGUACCAAUGUUCUUAUGAUCCCGGCUAGACAAGAAUGCUACGAAGGUUGGACUAAAGAAUACCAUGGUUAUCUCAUGGCUGAACGCCAUAACCAUGCGUCUAACAAAGAGUAUAUCUGUAUGGACGGUGAACCGGAACCACGUGUUGGGACAAAAGCGAAUGUAAACGGAGCACUGCUUUAUUUUCAAGAAGCAGUCUGUGGCUCCCUUCCAUGUCUGCCUUACAAUGCAGGAUGGAAACUUACAUGUGUAGUCUGUACAUUUGAGCCGUUGUAAAAACUCUUAUUCAUGCUAUGAAAUGCUUUUAAAUUAAAUAUGAGUUCUGUAAAACAUUUAUAGAAAGCUUUAAAAUGAUUGAAACAUUAGUUUCUUCAUAUGUAAAGGAUAGAAAUUGUGUUUGGUGUUCUAUUCGAUUAAUUCAAUAAGACUGGUGCAGAUGGGGGCCAAUUAAUCGUUUAGAAAAUUGUGCAAUAAACUUUAUUUUUGUUAAUAUCUUACAUGCUACAAUGUAUAAUUUGUACAGUAAUCGUUGUAUUAGAAGGUGCAUAUUCACUUUGCAUAUUAAGGGCCAUUUGUCUACAAAACUGAACUACAUAUUAGCAUACCUUGUCAAAUAGUCCCACUAAAAUUCCCACAUUCGGCAGAUUUUUGUGUUAAGAUACUUAAGUUUGUUUGAACUUGAAAAUGAUGCCAAAAUUAAUGAUAUGAUUUUUAAAAAGGAAGCAAAUUUUUAUAGAAAUAUAUAUGUGGAAAUAAACAUAUGUUUUAACUGUU